Molecule: messenger RNA, 228 nt
Organism: Rhagoletis zephyria (snowberry fruit fly)
Lineage: Eukaryota; Metazoa; Arthropoda; Insecta; Diptera; Tephritidae
Source: RefSeq, a predicted model, not a curated record
AUGAGCAAGUACAAAGUUGUACAACAAAUGGGAAUUACAACACGACGACACGACGAUGAUGACGACGACAACAACAGCAACAGCAAGCCAGGCAAUGCAUGUACAACGACAACGACAACGAACUACGACAUCGACAUCAACAUCAACAACGACACGAUGUACAACCACAAUAACAAUAAGAAAAACAGCAACAACAACAGCACCAACAUCAUAACGCAGAACAAGUAA